Exophiala oligosperma is the source of this 2052-nucleotide messenger RNA. RefSeq lists its product as uncharacterized. Lineage: Eukaryota; Fungi; Ascomycota; Eurotiomycetes; Chaetothyriales; Herpotrichiellaceae. The coding region runs from base 481 to 2052 and encodes 523 amino acids. The record is from RefSeq and is a predicted model, not a curated record. The transcript has 6 exons.
CCCUGUUGCAUCCACAUCCACUCAGGAUGAUUUAGUCUUCGGCGACUCGCUACACCUUCCCACAAGGCUCUCGUGGUUGCCUAAACCCUGUAGGCUCUGGCCUGACUCACACCCUCUGAUCCAAUCAACCAUUCCUCAGGCGCCGAGGGCUUGAAAUCGUGUCCCGAUCUCCCAUAUCACUGACUGCUUCCACCCUGGCGAGUUUCAUGCUGACGGCGGACAAAGCAGGCUGCUGGUUCUCCGCAGCAGCCGUAGGCACCCUUGGGAGUGUUACUGUAACAGUACUUACUGAGUGCAACAGUGUUUCCCCUUAAGGGUCCUUUCCUUUAUGACCUUCGUUUUCUUGCACACAGCACUUCAGGAUAGGCUUUCUCAUCUGCUUCCAUUACCCUCUAUUUCGGUCUCCGUUAUACAAUCGUUGGACAGGAAUACGCAUUCGAGUCUACACAGAGGCUGUGAGUAUCUUGUCCAUUUUUCACCAUGAGCUGCGAAGAAGGGUUUUCGGACGAAGAAGACCACCUCGAACCCUUGCGAUCUCAGAUCUUAGGUUGUCUUGAUGGAAUCCAUACUGUAGGGUCAUUUGUAAUAAGCGCCCACGACGUCGAGCACGUUCACCCUGGCCUGGUGGUCAGUGGUAUCGGUCCUAUUCGACUUCCCUUGUGCCAGGAUGAUGCUAACGCUCUCAUUGGAGUGAGCCGUCGCGCUCCAUUCGGUAAGGGGAGCAAAACGUUGGUUGAUGAGACUUAUAACUGGCUGGACGGUGUUGUCGGAAAUGUCUCUAAGGGCCUGGGCGUCCAUGGCGGUGCUGGCAAUGUACGAGCUGAGCUCUAUAAGUUACUGGUGUAUGAAAAGGGCGCCUUUUUUAAGCCUCACAAAGACACGGAGAAGACGAAAGACAUGUUUGGAACUCUUGUCAUUUGCCUACCCUGCGAGCACGUUGGCGGCGGGGUGCGCCUCAUUCACGGUCUGGACGAAAGAGUUCUCGAGACGGACAAGUGCUUCUCUUACGGUGUCUCUUAUCUGGCUUGUUGUACAGAAGCUUUCUCUCGCAUUUCGAAACUGCACCUCGUUGCUCGUGGUCUCCGAGCAUUCCGCUCUGGUGUACCGAGUGAUGUUCGAUUGGACACCAGUGAAGCAUCAGAACGUGCCGUCUACCAAUGGGCUAUAGAUGUCCUCUUGAAGGCUUUGAGUUCGAUUGUAGAGGUCUUCCCUAAGGAUGCAGGAGCCAUAGUUCAGAUCAUCGACGCCUAUGAAGACGAAAGACUUUUAGGAAGCAUGAACGCUUUCGUGAGUCAUUUUUCCGAUGACGCGACCUUCAUAAACACCCUCUUCGCGGAAAUCCUUUGCUACUCCGAAACGGUUCAGAAACCAAACUUGCUUGUGCAACGUCUCGUUCCAUCAAUUUUCGACAAGGCAAUCUCCUCUUUCCGGUUGGAUCAAUUUUCGUCUCUUUCGAAAACCAGGGAAGACUAUCCAUUUUCGUCGUGGCCUGACAUCAUUUCACACAGCGAGAAGAGCGAAAAGGAUGCCUCUGUUGUUGCGUCACUGUAUCGUCAACUUGUGAGAGAUGAUUUGGACAAGGCGGGACAGUUCCUUGAGAAGAUCGCGAAUGACACUGCAAGUAUCCACCAAGACGACCUCAACCGCUUUGUCAUCCCACUCCUGUGCGAAAUGAUCGAUAUCCUAGAGCGUCAACCAUCCGAGGCUGCACCAUUGUGCGAUCGGUAUUACGACUUCACUCGCCACCUGCCGUUUCACUACACGACGACGAGGGAGAAAAGAGGAGAGCAUUACGACAUCAAGGUCACUAAGUCACUCAAGACAUGGGAACGAGAACACGAGGCAUGGCGAGGCAGAUUUGAACGUGCCCAAUCGGCUCUUCGGCGGCUGCCCGAGUCAUCCCUACGCCGAUGCCUUGGGGAUGGCGAGUAUCAGGACUUGAUGGGACUUCAAAUUGUCAAAUUGCCGACGGCGGAUGUGGCCAUGGAUCCGCCAAACUCUGCCCAAGCAGAUGCGGCCGGGAAGAGGAAGAGGAAAAGGAGGAGGCUUUGA